UUUGCGUUGAGUGAAGGUGAAGGUCUUCAGUAUGGCUGCUAAUAUCACUUUUCCAGCCGUGCACAUUCCAAGAAACACACACACACAUUGCCCACUGGUCCCAUUUGCAAGUCUGCAUUAGUAGUUAUUCUAUAACAUCUUUCCCUGAAUUAUGACUUGCGGAUAUUACACAAACUCCUUGUCGAGAAUUCGACAUUUGUUAAACUUAUCCGGGUUUAGAACCAAACAACAAUGUUGCGGCAUGCAGGGAAGGCGAAUCCUGUAUCUUCCAAGGUGUAUUCAUGUGUGCCAGUAUCACUCAAGUCAAUUGAUGAGGCAUUCGCAGAAAACUGUCUCGAACAAUAAUUUCAAAAGCAAAGUAGAAACGGGCCCAGGAUUGAAAGACUUUGUGACACAUAGAAGUGUAAAUCCUCCGCUGCAGAAUGAUUGUGAUGAGAGUAUUCCAUACGUUGAGGAUACCAGUUACAGUGGACAAAACAGAAAAGUAUAUUUUGAGACAUAUGGAUGUCAGAUGAAUGUUAGUGACACGGAGGUUGCUUGGUCAAUCCUGAAGAAGAGUGACUUCUCAAGAGCUGACAAUCUGAAAGAGGCUGACGUGGUGUUGGUGAUGACAUGUGCGAUCAGGGAGGGAGCGGAGGAAAAGAUCUGGAACAGGCUGGAGUAUCUGAAGACACUGAAGACGAGGCGUGGCAAGAAAGCUCCACCCAUGAAAAUAGGGAUAUUAGGUUGCAUGGCGGAGCGGUUAAAGUCCAAGAUUGUAGACAGAGAGAAGAUGGUGGACUUGGUGUGUGGACCUGAUGCCUACCGAGACUUGCCGCGCAUGUUGGCCGUCACACGGAACAACCAGGCAGCAGUGAAUGUCCUGCUGUCUCUAGAAGAAACAUAUGCAGAUGUUGUUCCUGUCAGACUCAACCAAGACUCUAAAUCAGCUUUUGUGUCCAUCAUGCGUGGGUGUGACAACAUGUGCACCUACUGCAUCGUGCCCUUCACUCGCGGGAGGGAGAGGAGCAGACCCAUCUCCUCCAUACUGGAUGAGGUGCAGGGACUCGCGGAGCAGGGUGUAAGGGAGGUAACUCUGCUCGGACAAAAUGUCAACAGUUACCGUGAUAGCUCGGAGCAGACUCCCCAAAUUGGCGCCACCCAGCUGAGUGCCGGUUUCAGGACGGUGUACAAGCCCCGCCAGGGAGGCCUGAGAUUUGCUGAGCUGCUGGAGAAAGUGGCGUCGGUUGACCCCGAGAUGAGAAUCAGAUUCACGUCACCUCACCCGAAAGACUUCCCUGAUGAAGUGCUGCAUCUGAUUCAAGAGACGCCCAACAUCUGUACUCAGAUCCACCUGCCGGCCCAGAGCGGCAACAAUCAGGUGUUGGCUGCCAUGAGACGAGGCUACACCAGGGAGGCCUACCUGGACCUGGUCAGUCACAUCAGAUCCAUCCUGCCUGGGGUGGCCUUGACAAGUGACUUCAUUGCGGGUUUCUGUGGGGAGACAGAGGCGGCUCAUCACGACACUCUGGACCUCAUCAGACAAGUGAAGUACAACUUUGCCUACUGCUUUCCCUACAGCAUGAGACAGAAAACUCGAGCCUACCAUCGCCUUAGUGAUGAUGUUCCCGAGGAUGUCAAGUCAAGACGCCACAUGGAGCUGAUAGGAGCUUUCCGCCAGGGAGCCCAGCAGCUCCACACAGCUCAGAUUGGCUGCCAGCACCUGGUCCUUGUUGAAGGGGACAGUAAGAAAAGUGUGCAGGAGUUCGCAGGGCGAAACGAUGCCAACACUAAAGUCAUAUUCCCCAAGAUGGAUGUGCCGUCUUGUGCGGGGUCCAAACAGCAGCGGGUUGUCUCCCCUGGGGACUAUGUGGUGGUGCAGGUGACGUCGUGUUCCUCCCAGGUGUUGAAGGGUGUUCCUCUGUACCACUCCACACUACAGAGCUUCCACCACCAGAACACAGUAACCAGAGUCCAGGCCACAAGAACGUAGAGACUCCAUGUGUGUGUGUGUGUGGAUAAUGUAUGAGCAACAGAGGAAUAAAUGUGUGUAUUGUUGGAAAUCA
Molecule: messenger RNA, 2045 nt
Organism: Haliotis rufescens (red abalone)
Lineage: Eukaryota; Metazoa; Mollusca; Gastropoda; Lepetellida; Haliotidae
Product: mitochondrial tRNA methylthiotransferase CDK5RAP1-like
Exons: 12
Coding region: 152-1972 (606 amino acids)
Biological process (GO): negative regulation of cyclin-dependent protein serine/threonine kinase activity; tRNA modification
Cellular component (GO): mitochondrion; cytosol
Molecular function (GO): 4 iron, 4 sulfur cluster binding; tRNA-2-methylthio-N(6)-dimethylallyladenosine(37) synthase activity
Source: RefSeq, a predicted model, not a curated record